AUGGCCGACAGAGAUCCUUCAUCACCUGAGCAAGACCCUUACACGGCGGCUGUUCGGGUCCUCGCGCCCAUCACAGCCCUCGGGUGGCUGUUCUUCGGGAUGAUAUGCGUCCUGUCUAUCAACGGCCGGGGACGAGCCGGGCGGUGGGUGCCCGAGUGGUAUCUGGAUACACUGGGAACGAGGAGAGACCGAGCCUGGCUGGUCGCUUGGUGGGUGGCAGUGCUGGUCCUAUGGCCUGUUAUCCUGCCAAUGGUCCUGGGGAAUCGAAUUAUCGGCUGGAUGAGGGCGUCCUGCGGCAGGGAGCGAGGUGCCACGACGCAAUUGGAGGAUGGGGCGGGACCGGACCUGGGGAAGACGAUGGGCAAGGGGGCCAGGGGGAGGGGAUUCGGGACGGAGGGGGGCGAUGAAGCUGAGGAGUGA
Clonostachys solani is the source of this 420-nucleotide messenger RNA. Lineage: Eukaryota; Fungi; Ascomycota; Sordariomycetes; Hypocreales; Bionectriaceae. The record is from the annotation of a GenBank genome assembly.